Molecule: messenger RNA, 1932 nt
Organism: Callorhinus ursinus (northern fur seal)
Lineage: Eukaryota; Metazoa; Chordata; Mammalia; Carnivora; Otariidae
Gene: KATNA1
Product: katanin catalytic subunit A1
Biological process (GO): microtubule severing
Cellular component (GO): microtubule cytoskeleton
Molecular function (GO): ATP binding; microtubule binding; microtubule severing ATPase activity
Source: RefSeq, a predicted model, not a curated record
CCGCCCGGCGUCCUCGCUCCCGGGGCGUCGCCCCGCGUGCACUGCAGUCGCCGAGGCCACCCCCAGCACCGGAAGUGACCCUGACGGGUUUGCCUUCAAAUUCUUGGUGAGCUGAAGCAGCACUGAGGGCUGGUGACGGUUGGCCACCGCCGUCCUGGGGCCGUGAGCACGGAGCAGAGUGGUUGGGGCUGGGCAGGGCCCUACUUCCUAGCCGCCCUGAGCAACGCACGGCCGUUCCCCUCCGCCUGGCGGUGGGCGGUUUCCCAAGGAUCGUCGGCAGCCACAGCUUAUGAUUGAGCAUGAGUCUUGUUAUGAUUAGUGAGAAUGUAAAACUGGCCCGUGAGUAUGCGCUGCUGGGCAACUAUGACUCUGCAAUGGUGUAUUAUCAGGGCGUUCUUGACCAGAUGAACAAGUAUCUGUACUCAGUCAAAGAUACCUAUCUCCAGCAGAAAUGGCAACAGGUUUGGCAGGAAAUAAAUGUGGAAGCUAAACAUGUUAAGGAUAUUAUGAAAACACUGGAGAGCUUUAAGCUAGACAACACUCCACUGAAAGCUGCACAACAUGAGCUUCCAGCCUCUGAAGGGGAAGUCUGGUCCUUGCCUGUACCUGUUGAACGAAGACCCUCACCAGGACCUAGAAAACGCCAGUCUCCUCAGUACAGUGACCCUAAGCCACACGGUAACCGUCCAAGUACAACUGUCAGAGUUCACCGUUCAUCUGCACACAAUCUUCACAACGACAGAGGGAAAGCUGUUCGUUGUCGGGAAAAGAAAGAACAGAGUAAAGGAAGAGAGGAAAAGAACAAAUCACCUGCUGCAGUUACCGACCCAGAGACAAGUAAAUUUGAUAGUACUGGAUAUGAUAAGGACUUAGUAGAAGCUUUGGAAAGAGAUAUAAUUUCUCAGAAUCCCAAUGUUCGAUGGGAUGAUAUUGCUGACUUAGUAGAAGCUAAAAAGUUGCUUAAGGAAGCUGUGGUGUUACCAAUGUGGAUGCCAGAAUUCUUUAAGGGCAUUAGGAGACCAUGGAAAGGAGUGUUGAUGGUUGGCCCACCUGGCACAGGAAAGACCCUCCUUGCUAAAGCAGUAGCUACGGAAUGCAAGACAACGUUCUUCAACGUGUCUUCGUCAACUCUGACUUCCAAAUACAGAGGGGAGUCUGAGAAGCUUGUUCGUCUUCUGUUCGAAAUGGCUCGAUUUUACUCUCCAGCCACCAUAUUUAUCGAUGAGAUAGAUUCCAUUUGUAGUCGCAGAGGGACUUCUGAAGAGCACGAAGCAAGCAGAAGGGUGAAAGCCGAGCUGCUGGUUCAAAUGGAUGGUGUUGGAGGUGCUUCUGAAAAUGAUGACCCUUCCAAAAUGGUUAUGGUUCUGGCAGCUACUAAUUUUCCCUGGGAUAUUGAUGAGGCAUUAAGACGACGUCUUGAAAAAAGAAUCUAUAUUCCAUUACCAUCAGCAAAAGGCAGGGAGGAGCUGUUACGAAUAAGUCUACGUGAACUGGAAUUGGCUGAUGAUGUUGACCUUGCAAGCAUAGCAGAAAAUAUGGAAGGUUAUUCAGGUGCGGACAUUACCAAUGUGUGCAGGGAUGCAUCCUUGAUGGCAAUGAGAAGGCGUAUUGAAGGUUUGACCCCAGAAGAAAUCAGAAAUCUUUCAAGAGAAGAAAUGCACAUGCCUACAACUAUGGAGGAUUUUGAAAUGGCUUUAAAAAAGGUCUCUAAGUCCGUUUCUGCUGCAGACAUUGAGAGAUAUGAGAAGUGGAUAUUUGAGUUUGGAUCAUGCUAAAUUCUCACAUGUAAACUGUGAGAACCUGCCUUAAGUGUUUGAGUAAUAAUUAAAUGUAGUAUUUCAUUGCACUGAGUGCUAUUUUUUUUUUUAACUUUGAUAAUGGUAAGAUUUAAAAAAAAGUAUGAUUCUGAAUAAAGGCAAUUUUUUAAAGCUG